Drosophila obscura is the source of this 513-nucleotide messenger RNA. RefSeq names its product protein chibby homolog 1 (gene Cby). The transcript has a single exon. Bases 141 to 449 code for a protein of 102 amino acids. The record is from RefSeq and is a predicted model, not a curated record. Lineage: Eukaryota; Metazoa; Arthropoda; Insecta; Diptera; Drosophilidae.
ACCAUCCCUGGCUGGCGGUUCUGUUGUGACCAACGUCCUGUCCCUGCGUGUUGUCCGUGGCAACGUGCGGAACAACCACAGGCACAAACGACGAGCAAGUAAUUGAGUUGGUCAACUUUUCAUUUCAGUUUCAUUCUGCCAUGCCGCUGUUCAACAAAAAGUUCGAGUCCAAGCCCAUACCGACGCGUCAGAAUCGCUGCAAUAUUGGCAUUCCGGCCAUAGCCGAGGAUCUGGAUGAUUUCCGUCAGAUUUCGCUGAAUCUGGGCCACAAGGAGCUGCGCUUUGCCGACGGCAUCUGGAUGCAUUCGUCGCGCAAGGGCGAUGUGGACGACAUGCUGCGGCUGAAAAAGAAGUUCCGUGUCCUCGAAGAGGAGAACAAUAUGUCCAAUUUGAAGAUGGAAUUUAUGCUGGAUCUAUUGGCGGAGCAGGCAUCGGAACUAACGAACUAAAGCCCCAGGCAAAGAAUACAUUUGAAAAUUUAAAGAAAUAAAAUUAACCUAAACCUGCCAUCUA